Molecule: messenger RNA, 561 nt
Organism: Lolium rigidum
Lineage: Eukaryota; Viridiplantae; Streptophyta; Magnoliopsida; Poales; Poaceae
Exons: 2
Coding region: 1-561 (186 amino acids)
Source: RefSeq, a predicted model, not a curated record
AUGGCAUCUCUGCCGCAGCCAAUGCCAUACAGCUACUACCCUUCCACCGGCUCCGUCCACCACGCCGGCAAGGCAGCGCCCGACGAGGGCAGAGGCUCCUUCGGGCCGAUGUUCGUGGUGCUCGCGGUCAUCACUUUCCUCGCGACCGCCUCAUGCAUCGCCGGCCGGCUGUGCGGCCGCAGGUCAUCCUCGUCGUCCAGGGGCAAGUCUUCCUCUGCAGACGCGGAGAAGGGGUUGGGACAGAAGCAUCCGCAUCCUGUGGUGGCCAUGAGGCCCCUGCCGAGCUCCCGCGCCACGGUCCACGACAUGAUCGACGAUGACGUUUUCGAGAUCAAGUUCGCGCAGGUGAAGCCGCCGGAAAUGGGACGAGAUCAGAGAGACGGCACCGGCAGCGGCAGCGGCAGGGUGCAGGCGCUGCUGCCUCCGCCGCAGCUCGGCCUGCCGCGGCAGUACGCGCCGCCACCAGGUUUCAGGUGUGGUCCUGCAAACGUUGCUGGUGUCCCGAGACAGGCGCCGCAUGCCCAGUACAACUCGGUCAUGGAUAUGGCUGAACGAGAAUAA